AUGAAUGAAACGUGGGGAUCGGCAGCCCUUUGGCGGCAGUCAAGGCUGUUUGCACGACGAGCAGGUCGCGCAACCCGCGCACGGGGCUUCGCGACUGUCGCGCAGGAUCUGAGGCCAUUCGAUGUCGUGGUAAUCGGAGGCGGCCAUGCCGGAUCGGAAGCAUGCGCUGCAGCUGCGAGAGCUGGCGUAAGGACGGCCCUAGUGACACCAAAGCUCGACAACCUGGGCACCUGCUCCUGCAAUCCCAGUUUCGGCGGCAUAGGGAAGGGCACCAUUAUCCGAGAGAUUGAUGCCCUGGAUGGACUUGCCGGGCGGACGAUAGACAGGUCGGCGGUACAAUUCAAAGUCCUCAAUAAGAAGAAGGGCCCAGCGGUCUGGGGUCCGCGGGCGCAGAUCGACCGAGCGCUAUACAAGAAGCAUAUGAGGGAGGAAUUGGAGAACUACCCGAACCUGUCCGUUGUGCUAGGCAGUGUGUCCGACAUUGUCAUUGCAGAUAACCACGAGACAUCAGAUGGAGCGAAGAGCAAAAUUACUGGCGUUCGACUGGAGUCAGGCGAGAUCCUACCAACAAAAGCAGUUGUUAUCACAACGGGAACAUUUCUGGGGGGAGAGAUACACAUCGGGCUGGAGGCCUACCCGUCCGGCCGUAUAGGAGAAGACGCCACUUUUGGCCUGAGCAAAUCUCUAAGAGACGCGGGCUUCAAGCUUGGGAGAUUAAAGACGGGCACACCACCACGACUCGCAAAAGGUAGCAUCAACUUCUCUAUUCUUGAAGAGCAGCCUGGCGACGAACCUCCGGUACCCUUCAGCUACAUGAACGACACAGUGGGUGCCGAGGAGCAGCUGCUGUGCCAUGCAACCUACACGAACAAUGCGACGCAUGAUGUCGUGCGGGCCAAUCUUGACAAGACAAUACACAUUCGAGAGUCCGUCAAAGGUCCCCGAUACUGCCCGUCUCUAGAGUCAAAGAUCAUCAAAUUCGGAGACCGCCAGGGGCACAUUGUCUGGCUAGAGCCCGAGGGCUUUAACAACGACGUUAUAUACCCAAACGGCCUUUCUAUGACGAUUCCUGCCGAGGCGCAAGAACAAUUGCUCCGGACUAUCCCCGGACUCGAAAAUGUCACCAUGCUACAACCAGGCUAUGGUGUAGAGUACGACUACGUCGACCCACGCAGCCUCAAGUCCACGCUCGAAACCAAGGCCAUCAGAGGUCUUUUCCUCGCGGGUCAGAUCAACGGCACGACGGGCUACGAGGAGGCGGCGGGGCAGGGCAUCAUAGCAGGCAUCAACGCCGGCCGCACCGCCCAGGGCCUCCAGCCGGUCUCGCUGUCCCGCGCGGACGGCUACAUCGGCAUCAUGAUCGACGACCUCAUCACCAAAGGCGUCUCGGAGCCGUACCGCAUGUUCACCUCGCGCAGCGAGUACCGCCUGUCCACGCGCGCCGACAACGCCGACACCCGGCUGACCGAGAAGGGCCGCGCCUGGGGCGUCGUCUCGGACCGGCGGUGGAGCCGCUUCACCGACGACAGGCAGGCGAUGGCGGACCUGCGCGGCGCGCUGGAGGCUCUGUCCAUGGGUGCGGAAGCGUGGAAGGAGGCCGGGUUCAAUGCGAAGAACAAUGCCAGGCGGCGGGACGGCUUCGAGAUCCUGCGCCUCGCGAACGUCAACGUCGAAGACCUGGCGUCGCUCGCGCCGGAGAUCAUGGGCUUCGAGCCGCGGAUAAGGGCCCGUAUCGGUAUCGAGGCGGUCUACGCGCCGUACGUACAGAUGGAGAGGUCGCAGCGGGAUCGGUUUGAAAAGGACGAGCGCCUCCUUCUACCGACCCAUCUUGAUUACGACAGCAUAUUUGGGCUGUCCAUAGUAGAGAAAUCCAUUUUGAAAGCUACAAGACCGGAGUCACUAGCGCAGGCCAGACGGCUUGAGGGCAUGACUCCAGCGGGGUGUGUCAGGCUCUUGGCACAUGUUCAACGGGCGGACAAGCUCAAGGACAUUGCCGCUGUGGCCGACCCCUUGCCUAGUGGGAAGGACAUGGAGACCCUUGAUGCAGAGGCUCGAGUUGCUGAGCUGUAG
Molecule: messenger RNA, 2070 nt
Organism: Phaeoacremonium minimum UCRPA7
Lineage: Eukaryota; Fungi; Ascomycota; Sordariomycetes; Togniniales; Togniniaceae
Product: putative mitochondrial protein
Exons: 2
Coding region: 1-2070 (689 amino acids)
Biological process (GO): tRNA wobble uridine modification; tRNA methylation
Cellular component (GO): cytosol
Molecular function (GO): flavin adenine dinucleotide binding
Source: RefSeq, a predicted model, not a curated record